Molecule: messenger RNA, 1300 nt
Organism: Pipra filicauda (Wire-tailed manakin)
Lineage: Eukaryota; Metazoa; Chordata; Aves; Passeriformes; Pipridae
Gene: HORMAD1
Product: HORMA domain containing 1
Exons: 14
Coding region: 221-1300 (359 amino acids)
Source: RefSeq, a predicted model, not a curated record
CCCCCGUGAGGGACAGGGCGGGAAAAGGCGCCCGGCCGGGCCUGAGGGACGAGGCGGGGAGAGGCCGAGGAAAGUCGCUCGGCGCUGCUUGAGGCCUCGGGGGAGGCCUAUGCUGCUGUGGGAAUCAAGGAUCUGAUGCUGGGGGUUUUCAGACAAACUGUCCCGCUCUGUUUGCUGACAGUUCCAGGUUGGUUUGAGCCGGCAGAAGAGUCUCUGCAAAAUGGCAACUGCUCAGAAGCAAAGGAAUUGCACGAGUGCAGUUGUAUUCCCUAAAAAAAUCGCCACGGAGCAGCAGUCCCUGAUGCUGGUGAAGAGGCUCCUGGCAGUGGCCGUGUCCUGCAUCACGUACCUGAGAGGAAUCUUCCCUGAGAGCGCCUAUGGAACGAGAUACAUGGAUGAUGUCUGUGUCAAAAUCCUGAGGGAAGACAAGAACUGCCCUGGCUCCAGCCAGCUGGUGAAAUGGAUGCUGGGGUGCUACGAUGCCUUGCAGAAGAAAUACCUCAGGCAGAUCGUGCUCGCAGUCUAUACCCAGCCAGAGGAUCCUCAGACGGUCACCGAGUGUUACCACUUCAAGUUCAAGUACACCCACCACGGGCCGCUCCUGGAUUUCGGCAGCAGGGAUCCCUGUGGCUCUCCCAUCCCGUGUUUGGACACGAGGAAGGCCAGCAUCCUGCUCAUCGGCAAGAUCUUCGUGCUGAUGCAGAACCUGAGCCCGCUGCCCAGCGACGUCUGCCUCACCAUGAAGCUGCUCUACUACGACGAGGUGACACCCCCCGAUUACCAACCCCCGGGCUUCAGGGAGGCCAAGUGCGAGGGGCUGCUGUUCAACGAGGAGCCCACCCACCUCAACGUGGGGGAGGUGCCCACCCCCUUCCACCUGCUCAAGCUCAAGAUCACCACGGAGAAACAGCGCAUGGAGCACGUGGACAGAGGCUUCCUGGGGCAGGGGGAGAGGGAGGAGUCCCUCCAGCCCGGAGAGGAGAUCCAGGACAUGAAUGAGGAUCCUGCCCCGGACACCAAAGUGGGGGAUGAGAACCACGAGGAUGUUUCAGAAGCUCAAGAAACAAACUCCACCUGUGGAGAGGAAGCUGGAGGGAUCCAAACUCCAAAUGUUUCUAAUCCUCAGGUGGAUCAUUUGGCCCAAAAAACGUCUGAGCUGGUUGUGUCAGAGAGCAGGACGAGGAGUGGGAAGAUAUUUCAGAGCUGCCUUGUUAGUGCCACGUUGUUUUCCUUUAGUUCUUCCUGUUUUCUGUUCUUUUGCUGUUCCAAGCAGUGGAGUAAAACCCUGAGCUUGAUUUAG